AUGUCAGGGAUGUUGGUGUUCCAGAAUAAUGGAGUGGUUCGAUUUGGUUCAGAUAGCAGUAAUUACUUGGAUCAAGAACAGGCCGGCGGCAGUGGAAGGGCUGCGGCGACGGGGAGCAGGAGGAAGGCGUUGGUUUACCUUCCGACAGAACAAGUGGUGUCGUCUUAUAGAUAUCUGGAGCAGAUUCUUGUAAGUUGUCUUGGAUGGGAAAGGUACUAUGGGGGUGAUUCUGAUCUCAUUCAGUUCCACAGGAGUUCCUCCAUUGACCUAAUUUCACUUCCCAGGGACUUCUCCAGGUUCAACUCCAUCUACAUGUAUGACAUCGUUGUCAAGAACCCUAAUUUCUUCCAUGUCAGGGAUCUCUAA
This is a messenger RNA of Impatiens glandulifera, 366 nucleotides long. Its product is annotated as flowering-promoting factor 1-like protein 2. Bases 1 to 366 code for a protein of 121 amino acids. Gene Ontology annotation, biological process: regulation of flower development; vegetative to reproductive phase transition of meristem. The record is from RefSeq and is a predicted model, not a curated record. The transcript has a single exon. Lineage: Eukaryota; Viridiplantae; Streptophyta; Magnoliopsida; Ericales; Balsaminaceae.